This is a messenger RNA of Conger conger (European conger), 3220 nucleotides long. It is a transcript of the gene tmem67, whose product is annotated as transmembrane protein 67. Gene Ontology annotation, cellular component: ciliary transition zone; MKS complex. The record is from RefSeq and is a predicted model, not a curated record. The transcript has 28 exons. Gene Ontology annotation, biological process: cilium assembly. The coding region runs from base 7 to 2952 and encodes 981 amino acids. Lineage: Eukaryota; Metazoa; Chordata; Actinopteri; Anguilliformes; Congridae.
UCUGCCAUGGCGACGGAGACGCUACUGAGGCUGAUUUGUGUGUCCCUUUUACUUCUGUUGUUAAAAUCUAAUAUUUACCUCUGCCAGCAGUUUACAAUUUCCUUCAUGCAACCUUCAGACUGUGGUGCAGGAAGAAUCUUUGAUAUUUCAAGCUUGUCUUGCGUCAAAUGUGGACCUAAUCAAAUAAGCAGUAAAUCAGGUACCGCGUGUAUAUGUCAGACUGGAUUCAAGGUGAUCUCAAGUAAUGGUGCAACAGUAACAUGUCAACAAUGUCCAACCGACACCAAACCGGGAGUUACAAAAGAUGGCUAUGGGUGUAUUGGAUGUCCUGGAGAUCUAAAUGAAGAUGGAACAUGUCAAUGUCCAGCAGGAAGCAUACUCGUGGAGAGAGAUGUGAAUGGCAAUCUUCUGGAUGAAGCCAUUUGUGAAGCCUGCAGCCCAGGGGAGUCGGCAUUCUCCACCCCAGAUGUAACGGGGAGCAGGUGUGUAAGGUGCCAAGAGUCUUUCAUCAACACUUCCCUAUCCUGUGUCUGUGGCCAGGGAAACAUAAUUGCUGGAGGUUUAUGUUUCCCACCGAGUAAUCUGCCAACAUCAGUGGCCACAACUGUCAACUUUGCUCAACUGGGCUUUGCUGUCCCGUCAGUGUGGCUCUCCAAAAACUUGCAAUCUUCAGCUUCUGCCUGCUUGAUCUUCUCCAACCUCACUGCAUGCCAGGCCCUGGGGAACAUGUGUGUGAUGAACAUGCAUUCCUUCAGCAGCACCACCAAUGAUGCCUGUGGAUUCUUCAACACUAUAUUCAGAGCCACUGCUGCCCUGGGCUCAGUACAGGACAUAUCCUACUGGAGGUCCAAUCUGCCGUGGCUCUACUAUGGGGACCAGCCUGGCCUGGCAUCCCGGGCCCUCAGAACAGACGCCCUUCCUGUGGGUUUCAGCUUCAAAGGAGCCAAUAUGAACACAAAUGUCAACUUUGUUGCCGCUGUUUACAAUGCCAGAGGAAACUUCUUAAAAUGGGAGACUGUCGGGGGAGGCAACUUGCAGCUAUGUCCUGACACAGCCACCAGGAUCAGGGCUGCCUACACAUUUGGUACUGCCUAUCAGCAAAAUUGCAUCAUUUCAGUGUCAAAGCUUCUAAAGGAUUUCUCAGAGCCCCUGUUUUAUGACCUGUUUAUGGAAUUUGGCGUUGGAGAUGGAGAAAGAAAGCUGCUAGCUGUCCCUCUCCUGAACCUCAAUCUACAGUAUAAUGGACAAUUUGUCAACCAAGGAGGUAACAUGAAUAACUGGUAUCUGACCCGGCGACUCUUUAUGGUGGACACACUCAGUGGGCGUGAAAACACCCUGGCCACCCGGCCCAAAGUCAUUCGCAUAGCCACAGACAUAAGAAUAAGUUUCAUGCUGGUUCCCAAUACUCAGAGAGGAGAGGUGUACCCUCCGUUGAUCUCUGUCUCCUACUCGGAUAUCCUCAUCUCAGAUGCCGAUGAACAGAAUGUUGCUGUGUCAUUUGUCAUGGAGUAUGAGAUGGACCAGAAGGAAGCUCAGAUCAAGACGGAUAUCGCUCUGGGGGUUCUUGGUGGGGUGGCCGUACUGUAUUCUCUCCUCAAAACGGCCAGCUGGAAGAGAAGAAUUGCUUCCCCCACAAUCGAUGUCGAGACCAUUCUGAAGUUCUUGCUCUUCUAUGCUGGAGAUCUCGCCAAUGUGUUCUUUGUCCUGACUGUGGGUACCGGACUGUACUGGCUCAUUUUUAAUAAGGCCCAACAGUUUGUCUCGGUCCUUCUGCCCUUGCCUGGACAGGAUGAGCGUUUUGUCACGUAUGUGGGCUGUGCUUUUGCAUUGAAGGCUGUCCAGUUUUUGCACAAGCUGUUCCAUCAGUUGUUCUUGGAUAUAUUCUUCAUUGACUGGGAGAGGCCCAGAGGGAAAAUCGUAGAAGGGUCUGGUGAGGUGAAGAGCAUGCCUUCUCCAGUCAGCAUAUGGAGGACAUACUUUGUGGCCAAUGAGUGGAAUGAGAUCCAGACUGUUCGCAAAAUUAACCCCACCUUCCAGGUUGCCGCUGUGCUUUUCUUCCUGGAGGUUGUGGGUUUCUCAAAUUUGGCUCUGAGAGAUCCAUCCUCCACUCUUAAGAGAGAUGCUCAGGCCUACACCCCAGCCUGGAGUCUGGUUCUCAGAUAUGGUGUGGCUUCAACCGUGUGGCUCGUCAUUGGCUUUCUACAGAUACUGUUCUUCACAGUCAUCUAUGAGAGGUUUGUGGAGGACAAAAUUCGGCAGUUUGUGGACCUCUGCUCCAUCAGCAAUAUCUCUGUCCUGCUGUUUUCCCAUCGUUGCUUUGGCUACUACAUCCAUGGCCGGUCUGUCCAUGGCUAUGCUGACACCAACAUGGAGGAGAUGAACAUCCAUCUGAAGCGAGAGGCGGAGAACCUCUGUGGUCAAAGAGGGCUGCUCCCCAACACCGACACUCAGACCUUCCAGGUGUCCAUCACCCAUAGACUCCGCCAGCAGUAUGACAGGAUCCUGGAUCCACUCACUCGGAGAAACGGGCCCUCUCGACUGAUGGAUGCCUCGUCCAGCCCAUUUGAGCUGAACACCAAAACCUACCACACCAUGAACAAGUUUCUGGGCUCUGUUAUAGACCAUGCGCAUAAGGAAAUGGACUACAUUGUGAAAGACAAAUUGUUUUUUGAAAGAGUCAUUGGAAUGGAAUUCAUUGAACCACUGGACAAAAGUAUAUUUUAUAAUGAUGAAGCCCAUUCAUUCAGUGAUGUCAUUUACUACGGCAAUGAGGCCACCCUGCUGAUUUUUGACACACUUUUCUUCUGUGUUGUGGACCUGGGCAGUCAGAGCUUUGUUUUGGCUGCAGUACUGACCUACCUGGAACAGCUGGUAUUUCGAUUGAUUCGUAAUUCAAUUGGCCGAAGGAACUUGGCAGCAAAGACUCUUGUGGAUAAGAGAUUCCUAAUAUAGUAUGUGCUUGGUUAUUGUGGCUGGGCCGAGGUGACAAGUGUCAGUAGCAUUAUUUUAAAUUGUGUUCUCCAUAAAAGUAUUUUCAGUGUCCCUAUUAAUUUCAAUACAUCACAAUUUUCUAAUGAGUGCUUUUUUAAUAUUUAUGUUAAAAUUGAUUUAUUUUUGGAGAUUUGUUUUUAUCUUAAUUUUCAUAUUUCAUAUAAAAGAGGAAGGAAACAUUUGCUUUGUACAUUGAUGUUUGUAUUCUAUUAAAAUGUUUUCCAGAGAA